This is a messenger RNA of Cygnus olor (mute swan), 7056 nucleotides long. RefSeq names its product kinectin 1 (gene KTN1). NCBI's taxonomy places the organism in Eukaryota, Metazoa, Chordata, Aves, Anseriformes, Anatidae. The record is from RefSeq and is a predicted model, not a curated record. Gene Ontology annotation, cellular component: endoplasmic reticulum membrane. Gene Ontology annotation, biological process: protein transport; microtubule-based movement. The transcript is spliced from 44 exons. Gene Ontology annotation, molecular function: kinesin binding. The coding region runs from base 2453 to 6565 and encodes 1370 amino acids.
UCCAUUGCCGCCUCUGCCCAACAAUGCCCAUAUGGUAUUUAGCAGACAUAACUGACAAGUCCUAUUUAACAUCUCCUCAUGUAUGACAAGGCAGAAAUCCCUGGCUAGAAACUCUUAAGUGCUGUGGAAGUGAAGAGGGGAUUUUCGGUUCGUGCACUCCACGUUCUCCCACAUACUUCUCUCACCCGUUCCCUGGGUGGAUGGCGAGCGUCCUGGUGCCUGGUUUGGGCUGGAAGCACCUCUGUGCUGUGCGGCCCUCCUGCCCGUAACUGCGCUGUAAUUUCUGUCCACGAGCAGGCUAUGCAACCCGCUUUGCCACAUAUUUUUUCUCUUGCCUCAUAUGCUGAUGCUGCUUUCUGCAUACUGUGAUUAAAAUAACUUUUGUGUGUAGCUGCAGCGGGGAAACGUUGGGGUUUGGAUGGAAAUGCUAAUGCUCUGUUAGAGUUAUUACAGAAAAACCUUUUUUGUUAGAUUUUUUUCCCCCCUUCCUUAUCUAGCCAGUCUCAAGAAGAUGCUUUCUGCUGUCAGAAAUAGCAGGAGUAGGAGGAUAUGAAGUAUACAAUUAGUUUUUAAUUUGAUUCUUUAUACCCCGCUGUCAUAAAACCCUUAUUUUAGGUAAAUUAGCUUGCUAAUGACUUUGUUUGUCAAACACCUUAAAGGAAAAGCAAAGGCUUGAUCAAGCCUGGGUAAAACUGUGGUGUUACUUGGUUGACUCUAGAACAGCCUUCACUUGCAUCAUCUGUUCGUUCUUUCUGUUUGAGGUUAGAUGAUUCUGGCUCAUCUGGUUCAAAAUUGUCUAAUCAUCGCUUGAACGUCGGUACUGUAAGGCAAAGGGUUAACUGAGUCCUUCAGGAACUGAAAUUCCCUGCGAAUUUCGGAGGCUAUGGACACAGAUUAAGUAUGUUGUUGGCCGAGACCCUUACUCAUAAGGACGUGGGGGGAGAGGACAUUUGUUUUAUUUUAAGCAUCGAGCUUGGUUGCUCCUAAUCCCUUCCCCCUUUGCUGCCAAGACACCCACCUCUCGCCAUCGACUGCGCUGAGAGCUUCAGCUCCCAAGUUUCGCUCCCUGGCUGUACCCAGAUGAUGUGCCUGGUGGGUCGAGUGCCGUCCCCCGGGGUGGUCUGGGGGAGAAGAAACGAGAUAAAAUUGUAGGAGGAGGGUAAUCCCCACGAUUUGCUCCAAAAAUGGAGCCAGCAGGCAGCCGGGCACGAAGCUGGGAGCAGAAUAAAGCCCCUGAUCAAGUUUAGUUUCUGAGUUUACAGCAAACAUCCGUGUUGUGAAUGCCGCUCGUAACAUAACUGCUUCUAAGGGGAAACGUGAUCGGUUUAUUCUUCGCCGCCGUCGCUGCAGGAAAGCUGCUCCAGAGCCUCCUGCAGGUCUCAGAACAAUCACGGUGUUUCCAGCCUAACGUAGUUUACGGCCAGUUUGUAUAAUUUGUGUUUGUUCUAGCAUUGCCAUUUGGUUUAAACAGUUGUUUUCCCUCCCUGAGGUAAUUAGAGGGAGCAGUUUUAUCCCCUUGUAGCCACUUGUUUUGAUAGGUUAAACAAGUCAAAGUCUUUGUAUCUCCUCCUGUUGUUCCCUCGAUACUCUCCUCGUUUACUUUUACCAUUCAAAACCUUUUUACUAGAAAAGGGAGCUUUACAAAUCUUAGUUUAUUUCUUAAGCUUCCUGCUCAGUUAUGUUGGCAAGUCAGCAGGAUUGGGCUGCUCUUAAAAAUGAGUGGUUUUGGGGGGCCCGCUCCCUGUACUAACCUCUCCAACUCUUUGACGUUCCUCAGGUGAUGGCUUCAGACGGAUGAGAAAGGGAGGUGCUGGGCAAAAUCUGUCCCAGACAAAUCACCUCUUGCUAAUGACUGUGCAUAAACGUACGGAGGUGAUAGACUGGAGAAUUACCAGAUCGUGACUCUUGGGAAGCUGCUUCUCCUCUCGUCAUUAUACAAGAUGUUCAAAAGAAUAAAACACACGAUGCCUUUUUUUUUUUUUUUAAAAAAAAAAAAGUAUUUAUUUAUAUUUUUAGAAACUUAAAUGCUUCUUCCUGUUCACAUGUCUGAACUACAGCUGGUUGCGGAGAGGUGGCUGCUUCUGAGCUUUGAAAGCUUUCCAUUUCUCGCCAGAACGAGGCCUUUAAAGCAUUUCUUAUAAAAUGCAGACUUGUUGACGCUUUCUGAAGGUUGCCUGUGCUCUCCCAUUUGGGAACGCUUCUGUGCCUGCCAGUGCGGGCACUGUCUGAGCACGGGAGGCUUCCCCCCACGGCACUUAAUUGUGGCUUUUAUUUCCAAUUAGUUUGGAGCAGGAGCAGCAGCGGUUGCGUCGAUAAGUGCCGCAUGCUGAACCGGACUCGUGCUUCGUCCUGCGAAUCCAAGAGCCAGGAUUUAGCAGCCCAGGGGGCUCAGAGGGCGGAUCCAGGUGUUGCCGGAUGAGAUUUUUUAUAAGUAUAGCUAAGAAGAAGCACAAUGGAGUUUUACGAGUCUACCUACUUCAUCAUCCUCAUUCCUUCUGUGGUUAUUACGGUUAUCUUCCUCUUCUUCUGGCUUUUCAUGAAAGAAACAUUAUACGAUGAAGUUCUUGCAAAACAGAAAAGGGACCUAAAGUUUCCACCUGCCAAGAGCGAUAAGAAGAAAACGGAGAAGAAGAAGAACAAGAAGAAAGAAGCUCAGAAUGGGAACAUCCAUGAAUCUGACUCUGAAAGUACCCCUCGGGACUUCAAGCUCUCUGAUGCCCUGGGUACGGAUGAAGAGCACGUCGUUCCUGUUCCCUUGAGCAUGACCGAAGCAGCUAGCGGCGUCAGAGAACGGAAGAAGAAGGAGAAGAAGCAGAAGGCAACUCAAGAUGAUCACGUAACUAAGGAGUCGGAAGGAUCCAAGUCUUCAGGCAAGAAAGUAGAACCAGUCCCUGUUACAAAACAGCCCACUCCACCAUCUGAAUCAGCAGCAUCUAAGAAGAAGCCUGGGCAGAAGAAGCAGAAAAAUGGCAUGGAUGAUCAAGAUACUAAGACUGAUUCUGUUGCAUCUCCUGCCAAAAAGCAAGACCCCGUCCUGCUCCACCAGGAGAUAAAGCAAGAAAAUGUAUCAGGAAAGAAGAAAGUCUCUGCAAAGAAGCAGAAAGUUGAUAAUGUUUUGGUGGAUGAACCUCUUAUUCAAGCAACCACGUAUAUUCCUUUGAUGGAUAAUUCCGAUGCUGGCACUGUAGAAAAGAGAGAAGUGGUUGAAGCAGUGAAACAAAACAUGAAUGAGGGGAUCCAGAAGAGCAGUGGCAAGAAAAUGAAGAAUGAAACCGAUAAAGAAAAUGCUGAAGUAAAAUUUAAAGACUUCGUAAUGGCCAUGAAGAACAUGAUCUUCACUGAAGACGAGGCCCGUUGUGUAGUAGAGGUGUUGAAGGAAAAGUCCGGUGCGAUUCAUGAUGCCUUACAAAAGGCUAGCAAGGCAGAGUCGGCUGCAGCGAUACAUCAGCUGCAAGACAAAGAGAAAAUGCUCGCUGUGGUGAAGGAGGAGGCAGCCGUCGCGAAGGAACAGUGCAAGCAGCUCACCCAGGAGCUGGUUGCAGAAAAGGAGAGGAACAGCUUGCUUACAGCAAAAAUGAGAGAACGCAUCAACACGCUGGAAAAGGAGCACGGCACGUUUCAGAGUAAAAUACAUGUUAGCUUCCAAGAAUCCCAGCAGAUGAAGAUGAAGUUCCAGCAACUCCGUGAGCAGAUGGAGGCAGAAAUAAGCCACCUGAAGCAGGAAAAUGGUAUCCUGAGAGAUGCUGUCAGUACUUCUACCAAUCAAAUGGAGAGCAAGCAGUCGGCUGAACUGAACAAGCUACGCCAGGAUUAUGCCAGGCUGGUGAAUGAGCUGGGAGAGAAGAGCAGCAAGUUGCAGCAAGAAGAGCUCCAGAAGAAGAAUGCAGAGCAGGCAGUCGCUCAGCUAAAGGUCCAGCAGCAGGAAGCAGAAAGAAGAUGGGAAGAAAUCCAGGCUUAUCUCAGGAAAAGAACAGCAGAACACGAAGCAGCACAACAAGAUGUGCAGAAUAAGCUUGUGGCCAAAGACAAUGAAAUCCAGAGCUUGCACAGUAAACUUACGGAUACAAUGGUGUCAAAACAGCAGCUGGAGCAGAGGAUGUUGCAGCUGAUGGAGAAUGAGCAAAAGAGAGCUACUAAGGAGGACUCUAUGCAAAUGCGGGUGCAGGAACUGAUAGAGCAAAACGAUGCUUUGAAUGCUCAGCUUCAGAAGCUUCAUUCACAAAUGGCAGCCCAGACCUCAGCUUCAGUCCUGGCAGAAGAACUCCACAAAGUGAUUGCAGAAAAGGACAAACAGCUAAAGCAGAUGGAGGACUCGUUAGGCAACGAACAUGCCAAUUUAACCAGCAAGGAGGAAGAGCUCAAGGUAUUGCAGAAUAUGAACCUGUCCUUGAAAUCAGAAGUACAGAAGUUACAGGCUCUGACAAAUGAGCAGGCUGCUGCUGCACAUGAGCUAGAAAGGAUGCAGAAAAGCAUUCACAUCAAAGAUGACAAAAUAAGAACUCUUGAAGAGCAGCUUCGAGAAGAACUUGCGCAGACUGCAAACACGAAAGAAGAAUUCAAGGUUCUCAAGGAUCAAAACAAAACUCUGCAAGCUGAAGUUCAGAAGCUGCAGACUCUCCUGUCUGAGCCUGUACAGCCAGUGUAUGCUGAGGCAAACAAAGACUUGUUAGAGCAGAUGGAGAGAAGCAUGAGAGAGAAGGAUGAUAAAAUCAAGACAGUUGAAGAGCUGCUUGAGGCAGGACUCAUACAGGUGGCUAAUAAAGAAGAGGAUCUGAAGGCACUGCGAACAGAAAAUUCAUCCUUGAGAAAAGAACUUCAAAGUCUGCAAAUUCAGCUAUCAGAGCAGGUUUCCUUCCAGUCACUGGUGGAAGAACUCCAGAAAGUGAUCCACGAGAAGGAUGGAAAAAUAAAGUCAGUGGAAGAACUACUACAAGCUGAAAUCCUUAAAGUAGCAAGCAAGGAGAAGACUGUUCAGGCUUUGACACAGAAAAUAGAGGCUCUGAAAGAAGAAGUAGGAAAUUCCCAGCUUGAGAUGGAAAAACAGGUGUCGAUUACAUCACAAGUUAAAGAACUUCAGACUCUGUUGAAGGGGAAGGAAAAUCAGGUGAAAACCAUGGAGGCCUUAUUGGAAGAGAAGGAGAAAGAGAUUGUUAAGAAAGGAGAAUGGCUGAAGGGUCAACAAGAUACAAUUGCACAGUUAACCAGUAAAGUUCAGGAGUUAGAACAACAGAACCUGCAACAGCUCCAACAGGUGCCUGCUGCAUCCCACGUCCAGGACCUGGAGAGUCUGUUGAAAGAGGAGAAAGAACAAAUGCAGAAGCUGAAAGCUGUACUGGAGGAAAAGGAGAGAGAAAUUGCAAGCCAAGUAAAACAGUUGCAGGAUAUGCAAAAGGAAAAUGAGUCUUUCAAAGUUCAAAUUCAAGAAUUAAAACAGGAGAACUGCAAGCAGGCAUCUCUGGCCGUCCAGAGUGAGGAGCUUCUGCAAGUAGUUGCAGGGAAAGAGAAGGAAAUCACCAGUCUUCAAAACGAGCUCGCCUGUCAGAGAAAUGCUUUUGAGCAACAGAGGAAAAAGAACAACGACCUUCGGGAGAAAAACUGGAAAGCAAUGGAGGCAUUGGCAUCAACUGAAAAAUUGCUGCAGGACAAAGUGAACAAGACUGCCAAGGAGAGGCAGCAGCAUCUGGAAGCUGCUGAAGUGGAGACCAGAGAACUACUCCAGAAGCUGUUCCCUAACGUCUCGCUUCCUUCUAAUGUGAGUCAUAGCGAAUGGAUAUGUGGAUUUGAAAAGAUGGCUAAAGAGUAUUUGCGAGGGGCUUCGGGAUCUGAAGAUGUCAAGGCUAUGGAGCAGAAGUUGAAGGAGGCUGAGGAGAUGCACAUACUCUUGCAACUGGAGUGUGAGAAAUACAAAUCAGUUCUGGCAGAGACGGAGGGGAUUUUACAAAGGCUACAGAGGAGUGUGGAAGAGGAAGAAAGCAAAUGGAAGAUAAAAGUUGAAGAAUCACAGAAGGAACUUAAACAGAUGCGCUCUUCGGUCGUUUCUUUGGAGCACGAGGUAGAGAGGUUAAGAGAAGAAAUCAAAGAAGUCGAAACUCUUAAAAAAGAGAGAGAACAUUUGGAAAGUGAACUAGAAAAGGCAGAAAUAGAGCGAUCUACUUAUGUUUCAGAAGUCAGAGAGCUCAAAGAUCUGUUGACUGAGUUGCAGAAAAAACUUGAUGAUUCAUAUUCUGAAGCAGUAAGACAGAAUGAAGAGUUAAAUUUGCUGAAAACACAGUUAAGUGAAACACUAUCAAAACUCAAAGUUGAUCAAAAUGAGAGGCAGAAAGUGGCUGGUGACCUGCCAAAGGCCCAGGAGUCCUUGGCAUCUCUUGAGAGAGAAAUCGGCAAAGUGUUUGGGGAUGCCAAUGUUAUUGAAAACAGCGACGUUCGCACAGACUCGGAAUUGACUGAUAAAAGGCUAAAUGUGGCGGUGAAUCUUAACCAGGAUGUAGGUCAUCUCAAGAAGCUGCUCGUGUCAGUAAGCCAAAUGCUGUCAAAGGGACGGGAACACUACCAGCUAGUAGAAUGAAGUCACGGGGGAAUCGCUAAUUUGAGGAUAGCAGAAGGCAUUGUAUUAUAUUUUGCCAAAUUAAAGCCUUAUUUAUGUUUUCACCCUUUCUACUUUGUCAGAAACACUGAACAGAGUUUUGUCUUUUCUAAUCCUUGUUAGACUACUGAUUUAAAGAAAAAAACCCAACUCUGUAGACACCUCCAGAGUUUAGUUUUAUAAUAAAAAGAAAACCUCUUUGGAUAAUUUGACCGUUACGUUCCUGGAGAGACAGCAAACACGUAAUCUUUUAUCUUAUUUUGCUCAAUAAAACUUGUUCAGAAAACUCCAACACGGUAAAGUCACCAAUGGGCUAUAACAUUUUAAUACUGAUGUUGUACACUGUUUUACUUAAAUACAUUUUUGGGAUUAGUUGCCUCUGACUUCAACCUCAAGUAAACACUCCUUUUUUUUUUUGGUUGCUAAUGUAAUCAGUUUUUGUAAUGGUGUCAGCAAAUAAAGGGAUGCUAUUA